AGCAAAUAUCAUCAUCAUCAUCAUCAUCAUAAAGCAGUGAUCUGCUUAAAGAAGCAGAGGAGGUCGUACAAAGCGUGAAGAGGCUUUAUGGAAUAGGCGAUUACAAUUACCUCCUCUUGACGUUAAGCAGCAUACAAAGUGCUUUGAGCACGUAUCUGACUUAGCAGCACUGUCAGAGAUCACCUUCACACUUUGUCCUAAUAACAACAAUGGAUUCGAUCGAGAAUGCCGCACAUUCUCCGCGUAGAGUGGUCACACCGCCACCGGGAGCAGCAUUUUCCAUCACUUCUCCAUCACGUUCCAUGCCCGCGAUUGCUUCAACGAGCUCCGGACCUGUUCUAGCACCCAACGCUGCCGAUACAGCCAAUGCAAUGACCAUGUCUGUAGGAUCGACAAUAGCACAGCAAAGAGCAGCGGCAGGGUUAAUACAGAGAGCUAUAUCACCUCCAACACCUGCUCCUUCUCCGCAACCAGAGACGAGGACGUUACGACAAUCUAUCAUCACUACAGACAAUGCAAACGUUAUAGACUCACAAGUCGCACCUGCAAAUGAAUCUCCAUUGCUCAAGCUCUUUCUCCAAGAAUUCCCCACCUUGGAGCCUAAAGAGCGUCAUGCAUUUUUGGCUUCAUUUGUGGAUCUAUGCAAUUCGCGCGAAUUGGCACAUCUUUCUACAUUGAUCUCACCCCGACUCAAGGUUGACUUUUUAUCAGCAUUACCCAUCGAAGUAUCGUUACAUAUCUUGUCAUUCUUGGAUGACCCAAGAACAUUGGCUCGUGCAAGUGGUGUGUCGCGGUUCUGGCGUAGUUUGGUCAAUGAUGAACAAACGUGGAAAGUGAUGUGUAAAAGAUACAGGUUUAGACAGGUACCUCUAAACCCUAGCCGAUCGCAAAUGUUGGGCGUUGAAACUCCUGAUCAAACAAUGGAACCGGCUUUGACAGAAGAUGAAUAUGCAGACUUGCCUACCGAAAAUAACUCUCCAGUAGAAUCAAGUCGUGUUCUCGGCAGUCUCUAUGAGGCCUAUCGUGCCCGUGGAUUGGACCCUACAACUGCAUUGGCUGAACUGAAGACGCUUCACAGUCUCUUCUUAUCGAAGCGAGCACGCGAGAUGGGAAUGGAAGAAAGAAGACGCCAAUUACACUCACUUCAACAUGACAACGUAUUCGUGGAUAUGUUGCAAGACAAGGCAUUUGUUACACGUAUGUCUGAUAACACCAUCAGUGAAGAAGAUCGAAGAUUCUAUGAGCAGUUGGAGCUAUUUGUCCAAGAAGCAAGCACGGAGAGUCAAACAGAUGAUAUUGCAGGACCGUCCAGAACCCGUUCUCAUGAAGGAUCACAAACGGACUCCAGUGCAGUAGGAUGGCUAAGUACUGGACCUCCCUCUACCCGCACUAUGAGCGGCGAAAUCAAUGGUGAUCCUCGUACACCUGUUACAUCAACCAGUAGUCGAUACUUUAAUCCUACAUCUGCCAUACCUCUUCGCGAGAUGGGAAGGAAUCUUGUUUCGCCCACAAGUCGGUUGGGAAGCAUGACUAGCGGAUUGCUAACAAGUCUUUGGGAUAGAGCGGGCUCGAGUACGAUCGGUGGAAAUGCAGCAGAGAAUGAAUCCAAUCAACCGCCAAGUGUUGGAGAUCAUGGCCAUUCCACUGAAGGUCAUCAUGAUCCGGAAGAUGAGGAUGUCGAUAUGGCCGAAGAACCAUCUUCGUCUGCAAGAGAAGAUUCAGAAACCCUCACGCACACUCGAUCCGACUCCACAAGUAUACCACAACGUUCUGGAUCUUCAUCCUCGAAAGUCGCAGGAGCAUCAACAUCUAGACGUAAACCUCGUUUCGCACCUUUUGCCAGACCAGGAAGCGAAGAAGGGCAUGCGUCGGCAGACGCCAGCCAAAAUCUUUCGAUUGGAAUGGGAAAACCAGCUUAUGCUUCCCAAGCACACAAAAAGGCAUUACUCCGAUCGGCUUCUGCCGCAACCUCAACUUCCGAAGCAGGUCGCAGCCUUGGUGCUUUGGGUCUUGAUGCAAAUGCAAAUGACAAUACAGCAGAACCAUUCCAAUCGGCAUUGUUGCCACCGCCAAAGCGAUCUAUUUCUACUGGGCAAUUCGGCAUGCGAGCCGGACGAAAGAAUAAACCAUUCAGUUAUAAGACGCACUUUAAGCUUGCUUAUCAGACGGAAUCCAAUUGGCUCCGUGGCGGUCGUCUUUUGACACAGCAUGUUUCCUCUGAUGAUGCUUCCGGUGAAGGGGCUACCGUUACAUCACUUUCUAUUGAUGAUGAUUGGAUCAUUGUCGGAAUGGCCAAUGCGAGAAUUCACGUUUUCGAUGCCAAGACUGGCCUCUUUGUUCAAACAUUGAGUGGACAUACUGCGGGUGUAUGGUGUAUGGCAUUAAUUAGUGCUUCGGGAAAUCGCUCUAAUGCGUCGACCAAAACAAAUUCAGAAAAAGGCAAAUCACGCAAUCCUCAAAAUAUGGAAGAAGACCUUGAUACGGUGUACAUUCCUGUCCAACGUUAUGCGCCAUUCAUGGGCAUGAGAGACUUCUCUACCCCAACGCCAGAUUUGAACUUGAUCCAUCACGACCCUAGACCAGCCGCAAGUGUAUUCUCACCAGAAAUGCGAGCUGCACAAUUGGAUGCAGAAUUUUCGGAAUAUCAACGAUCUCAACCGUCUUUACCUAUGCCACACCAAAAUACCCUUUGGAACCAAGAAAGAAGUACUAGGUCCAUUCAUGAAUCUUUGCAUUCUAGUCGUACUACUCCUUCUAACGAGGACCACUUUUCUUCAUCUUUGCCAUCUGCUCAAUCCGGAUCUGCAUUCGAAGCAGCAGCAGAAGCCGCAGCUACAGCCAGAGCCGCACGAAUGGCCGGAUUUGAAGAAGAGGAAGAAGGUGCACCACGAAAUGCCAGCAAUCACACAAGCCGCGGUGCUGGUUUGGGCAGCAACUUUGGUAGUCCUUGCGGAAGCGUGGCAGGAUAUGGAAAUGAGCAUGCGAUUGUGGUGAGCAGCGGUUGUGAUCGUGACGUUCGUGUUUGGGAUCUUUCUACGGGAGAAUGCAAGUUUGUCUUGACGGGACAUCGUUCAACCGUACGUUGCUUGCGUGUCUUUGAGGGUAGACCGAUCGCCAUUUCUGGUUCGCGUGAUGGAACGAUGAGAGUUUGGAAUGUUGAGACUGGACAAUUACAACACUUGUUACCUGGACAUCAACAUAGCGUUCGUUGUUUGGAUUUGGCGGGCAAUUUGGUCGCAAGUGCAAGUUAUGAUUGUACAGCACGAAUCUGGAAUGUGGACACGGGUAAAUGUCUGCACGUCUUGCGGGGACAUUAUCAUCAAUUGUAUGCUAUUGCAUUCGAUGGUGUUCAUGUUGCAACGGGCAGCUUGGACACUACCGUACGUAUAUGGGACGCCAAGACGGGAGAAUGUUUAGCAAUCAUGCAAGCGCAUAGUUCGUUGGUAGGUCAAUUGCAAUUGACCGAUUCAACUUUGAUCACAGGAGGAAGUGAUGGAAAGGUGAUUGUCUACUCUCUCAAAACGAUGAAAACGCUGUACCAAUUAUUAGCACAUGACGAGAAUACGGUCACAUCCCUUCAAUUCGACGAUCGAUUCAUCGUAACGGGUGGAAAUGAUGGAAAAGUGAAGCUUUGGAACUUCAGAACGGGCGAGUUUGUUCGUGAAUUGUGUGAAGCAAGCGAUCAAGUGUGGAAAGUUUCGUUCAGAGACGACAAAUGCGUCGUUUUGUGUAAACGAAAUGGAAAGACUGCUAUGGACGUGAUUUCGUUCCGACCUAUUGAAGAAAGUGCAUAAACAAACUCAGAUAGUAUUUAAAUCAUUUAUCAGCAUUACUGUAUCAUGUAGCUUUACGUACAACAUUUAUUAGCAAUAUAAUCUUCUCAUUAUCUGCGAGGAGGCU
Messenger RNA from Meira miltonrushii, 3900 nucleotides. Its product is annotated as WD40 repeat-like protein. Lineage: Eukaryota; Fungi; Basidiomycota; Exobasidiomycetes; Exobasidiales; Brachybasidiaceae. The record is from RefSeq and is a predicted model, not a curated record. The transcript has a single exon. The coding region runs from base 210 to 3794 and encodes 1194 amino acids. Gene Ontology annotation, molecular function: protein binding.